CUGAGCAGUCGCAGGAUCGGCGCCCCGCUGUGACCACCGAGCACCCACCAGCUUCCUCUCCGCGGACGGUCCACCUCCCCCCCGCAGACAGCGGUCCCGUUAGAGCCGGGCUACCCUGGACGAUGGUCCGGUCAGACGCGACGCUUCCGCUCCUGCUCUGAAGCUCCUCUGCGCUUGUUUCUGUCGUCGACGCGGUCCGAGGACAUGGUGUGAUCGAGCCGGUGCGACAUGGAUCCCGAGGAGGCCGAGCUGCAGAAUGACUACCGGUACCGGAACUACGCGGCGGUCAUCGAGAAGGCGCUGCGAAACUUCGAGUCGUCCAGUGAGUGGGCGGACCUCAUCUCCUCCCUGGGAAAGCUCAAUAAGGCCCUACAAAGCAACCUGCGCUACUCGCUCUUGCCCAAGAGGCUGAUCAUAGGGAAGCGCCUGGCUCAGUGCCUGCACCCGGCUCUGCCCAGCGGAGUGCACCUCAAGGCUCUGGAGACGUACGAGGUCAUCUUUAAAAUCAUCGGCACAAAAUGGCUGGCCAAGGACCUGUUUAUCUACAGCUCUGGCUUGUUCCCACUGUUGGGCCACGCAGCCAUGGCAGUGAAGCCUGUGCUGCUGACGCUGUACGAGCGUUACUAUCUGCCGCUGCAGAGGGCUUUGCUCCCCAGUCUGCAGGCCUUCAUAACUGGACUCCUCCCAGGUCUGGAAGAAGGACUGGAGGUUUACGACAGGACCGACGCGCUGCUGGUCAAGCUGUCGCUGUUGGUGGGCCAGCAGGUCUUCUACGGCGCCCUGUGGGGCAGCAUGCUGGUCACCCCCAUGGUACGGCUGCCCGCUUCGGUCUUCGUGGUCACGCACUUCGACCGCAUGGCCCCGCUGACUCAGCAGACCCACAUGUUGGGCUACGGCCAUCGUGCGGUGAUCAAAUCCGUCUGUCUGUCUCUGCAAGAUUCAAACGUGUUGGUGCAGAGGAACAUGCUCGAAGUCCUCCUCUACUUUUUCCCCUUCGCCACGUGUCUGGACCCGGCGGAGCCGGGCGUUGCCCUCAGCUCCGAGGACAUGAUCACAGUGGUGUCUGCAGCUCUACUCACCCUGCUCAGGAGAGACAUGUCCCUCAACAGACGCCUCUACGCCUUGCUCCUAGGCACGGACAUCAAAGGAGGGAUGGUGGCGCCCCAUCCCACGCUCUCCACCACCGUGGAGGAGCACACCUCCUUCUACUUCAACACUUUUUCCAAAGAUUAUGUUGUGAAGGCUCUGAUUAACAUCCUCAAACAGAAGGAGGUGGACAGCGACCCGGAAAGCGUCAUCGCUUACCUCAGACCCUUUCGCAUCAUCAUCAGUCUACUCGAUAAACCCGAGAUAGGGCCGGCUGUGCUGGGCUGCGUGAUGUUGGAGGUGGUCCGAGCUUUCCACAGCUACUGCCUGGAGGUGCUCGGUGAGGAAAACGUGGCAAAGUCAGGACACUCAGCCAACCAGCUUGCUUGUAAAAUCAAAGACAACAAGAAUGCAACAGAGAUCAUAAAGACGAUGAACAUGCUCGUGAGCUCCAUGAACAGCGAAUACCUGUGGGAGUACAUGACUGAACACUUUUGCACGUCUCUCAGUGAAAAAGUUGAUCCACCGAUACCCCCGGAGCAGGACUACGGUCAACCUGCUCCCUCUGUCGCAGAAAUGUCCAACCUCAUCAUGUUCCUGCUGGACGUCCUCCCUCUGGAGCUCUACGCCGACAUCCAGUCGCUUUUCCUCCCCGACAUGCUGGGCGCCAUGCUGCAGAGCCUGCGCCGCCACAUGGACUCCAUUACCCUCGACGACCUCACGCAGGCGCUGCGAGCGUGCUUCAAGGUCCUGAGUAAGAUCCAGAUGCCCGUGGCUUACAUGGAUGUCGAUUCAGGAUCCCACGUAGAGGAGGUGGACUCGGUGUCGCCGGAGGAGGAAACUGCAAAGGAGGUGCACAACGAGGGGGAGAAGAACGGAAGUGUUAACGGACUUCAGGAAGACGAGGGGCAGAGGCGAGAUGGAGGAAGUGAAGCCGAGCCGGCUAACGGGGUUUACUCGACCCUGAGGUCUGAAGACAGCGGCUUGGGCGUCAGCGCCUCGCCCUCGGAGCAGCACCUGCAGCUGGGGACAGCGACGGAGGCCGAGCGAAAGGCGACGUGCAAAACCGGCGACGGGGUCUGGAGAAGGGGAGGGAGCGUGGAAGCCAUGACCCGGUGUCUGCAGGAUAUCCUUGCCUUCGUGACCACAAGAUACCUGAUGGUCCAGGUGGAGGACGUCAGGGGUCCGGAUCCAGAGCCUCAGUGUGACCAAAGCGCCAUCUCUGUGGAUCACAAGCCUCUGUUAGGGGGGAGAGAAUUUAAGCACAAACUGACCGAGCUGUUCACUCCAAAUAAGCUCAAAGCCCGUGUGCCGGCAGAGAGCCAGGCCCCAGCAUCCCCCACAGAAAAGAAGGAGGAGCGCGGCUCGGCGGGGUGCAUGGACUGGGCGGCCGGGUUCAUGCCCCGGGGGAGGGCUGAGAUCUCGGAGGCCUGUCGACAGACCUUCGUCGCCACCUGCCACCUGCUGCUGGAGAGCACCACCUUCCCCGUGUACCUGAGCGAGGAGGAGAUGCUGGCGCUUCACACCGAGAUGUUUGGAAACUCAGGCAGUGACGUGGACAGCCUGCCGGUAUGGCUGAGGUCCCUGAUGAUUCUGUGCUGCAUGUCCCGGGACUACAGCAUCCAGCACACCGCGGUGGCGUCCCUGCUGGAGCUCAUCAACCACUCCCAGUCCUUAGCGCUGGUCAUCGAGGACAAGCACAGGCGCUACCAGAGCUCCGACGCCAACCCUCUGAGUGGGCGGCUGCAGAUGGUCAGCGUGCCGCCCGUCUCUCCAGUCCUGCUGCGAGCCAUAGAGGAAGGCACAGACUUCUUUCAGAGAUUGUCCCGGGUGCUGUGGAGUCAACUGGACACAGAGCAGAGGGAGCAGCACGUUUCCUGCGUAGAUCUGUUUUACAGGCUGCACUGUUUGGCUCCCUCGGCAUCCAUCUGUGAGGACAUCAUCUGCCAGGCGCUGCUGCACAAAGACAAGGCAGUUCGGCUGGAAGCUCUGCACCGCUUCACGGUGCUGUGGCACCUGACCCGGGAGAUUCAGAGCAACAGGACCAUGUCUCUAAGUCGAUCCUUUGACCGGUCCCUGUGUGUUGUGGUGGACAGCCUGACCUCCUCCGAUGGCUCGAUAAGUGCCGCCGCUCAGUGUUGGCUGGUUAGAGCUCUGUCCCUGAACGACGUGAUCCGCAUCCUGGAGCCUAUUCUGCUGCUGCUGCUUCACCCGUCCACCCAGCGCUGCUCCAUCCAGAGCGUCAAGCAGAACCUCACCGCCGGUGACCUGAGGCUUUUAAGCAGCAGAGGUUUGAUUAAAACCUCCCGGGCCUCCGCAGACGCGGCGGCAGCCGACGUGACCGCGUUGAACAGCCUGAGCGUCGUGGACCGAGAAGCUCUGUGGACUGAGUUGGACAGCGGGCCAGAGCCAGAGAGGCCCGCGGACUCUUUGGCGGCGUCGAGGAGUGAGAGCGAGAAGACGGAGGAGGAGGAGGUCAGAGAGGAGGAAGAGGAGGAGGGUGUCAGUGAGCACACGGAGUCAGCGGACACCAGCGGAGCCCAGGUUUCCUCGGAGAACUCCAGCUCGGGUUCUGCGCCGCCCAGCAGCGUCGAGGAGGGAGGCCUGGUGAACGGCCUGCGGAGGGUAGAGUCUGAGCACACGCAGGCGUCCGACUCCCUGUCCAGCGAAGACGAGGAGGACCUAGAGCUGGAGGCCAUGGCCAGGUCCCGCCUGCUGAAGCAGGAGCGCGAGAAGCGGGACGCCAUCGACUCUCUGUUCCGCCACGUGCUGCUGUACUCCACGGCGGGCGGCUGGCGCCGUCUGCUGCAGGGCCUGGCGCUGCUCGACAGCCUGCUACGCAGCAGCCCCGACUGCCACCUGGUGGACGCCCUGUGCGGCACGUCGCUGGACACCAGCUCGGCGGCGCACCUCAACCUGGUCUCCAACCUCCUGCAGCGCCACCAGCAGGCUCAGGACGGCAAGCGCUUCUACGGCUGCCUGCUUUCGCCCGCCUCCUCCCCCUCGGCGCCCCCCUCCCUCCUCGUCGAACUGCUGGUGUCGCUCUGCCUGCGAAUCCUGCGCUCGCACUACCCGUCCUACUUGGCCGUGACCCCCCUGGACCUGCAGGGCAACCGGGAGGCCCAGGUGAAGAGCGUGACGGUGCUGACGCGGAUAGUCAACCAGCUCUGCUUCACGGUGCGGGGGCAGGAGUGCAGCAAGGCCGCCCUGGAAUCAAUCCACAGACUCCUGACGUGCUGCAAGGUGCAGCAGCAUGCCCUGCUGUCCCUGUCCGCGUCCAUGUACAGCAGCCAAAAGGCGGCAGAUAAGGGGUCCUCCAAGGGAGCCGAGCUGCUGGACGAGGACGGAGGCCUGUCGGAGGAGAGUUUGGUGAACCUGGGUGCGGCAGGCGGGCAGGAGCAGUGCCCCUUGCAGAUCGAGCUGCUGAAGUUGCUCCAGGCUCUCAUAGUGCUGGAAUACCACGUGUGGCCGGGCGGGGUGGCGUCGGCGGCCGGCGGCGCGUCUGGCCAGCCCGGAGAUCCCCGCGAGUCCUCGCCGGCCUCCACCCCGCUGGCCCGCGAGUGGCAAACGGCCGUGCUCUUCCAGCAGUCCAUCAAAGCCGGCCAGUACGUCCAAAGCCACCCCAUCACAGCCCAGGGCAUGUUUGUGUCCGCCGCCGCCAGAGCCCUGCAGCCUCAGUACGGCUACGCCAUGCACCCCCACUGGGUGUCGCUGCUGUGCUCCUCCCUGCCGUACCUGGGCCGCUCCCUGGGGAUCAUCGUGUCGCCGCUCAUCGGCCAGAUCUGCAGGAACGUGGACGAGCUGGUGAAGCUCCACGAGCACGACGGAGGGAAGACCGCUCACAGCAGGAGGGAGAACAUCGCUCCCGACUACCCUUUGACUCUGCUGGAAGGCCUCACCACCAUCACACAUUAUUGUCUCCUCGACAACAAAAAGUCUCUGGUGGCCUGUGAUCCCGUGGACGUCCGUAACGCACGCAACACCGUGCUGGAGGCGCUGCCCCACAUGCUCAGCAGCAUGGCGUUGUUGUGGGGCGUGGUCGUGAGGGAGGAGCUUCAGAAACGCUCGCCCGACUCGGGCCACAGCAGCAAACACGCCUCUACCUCUGUGUACUUCAAAAGCUCCAAGAUGCUGCGGCAGCGGAUUCUGCAGUUUCUGCUCCCUCUAACCGGACAUUAUGGGGUUCAGCUGAUGGCUUCAGUGGGAGUAGUGUGGAGCAACAGGAGGGGCAAAAGGAGACAUAAAAACAAAGUCUUGCCUGUAGCCAGCGAGGCCCGUCUGAUCAUCGUGGAGCUCAUAAAAUCGCUUCACACCCUGAACACCGAGACGAUCCUACACCUGGUUAAAGAAGUCGUGAAGAGACCGCAUCAGAUCAAAGGCGAACAGAAGGCAACGCUGGUCGACAUUCCCAUGCUGCAGUUCAGCUAUGCCUACAUCCAGAGCAUUUCAGCUGCGGCUCUGCAGGAAAACGUCGCUCCCCUCCUCGGCCUCUUAAGGGAGUCCGUUCAGCUCAACCUGGCGCCGCCCGGACAUUUCUUACUGCUGGGAAUCCUAAAUGACUUUGUCAAUCGUCUCCCCAACCUGGACAACAAGAAGGACUCCAAAGAUCUGCAGCAGGAGGUGACCCAGCGGAUCCUGGAGGCGGUGGGCGGGAUCGCAGGCUCCUCUCUGGAGCAGACCAGCUGGCUCAGCCGAAGCCUGGAGGUCAAAGUGCAGCCACAGAUUUGCCAGGAAGCCGAAGAACCGGAUGACGCAGAUGUGGACGGGGAUCACUGUGAGUCAGUAACUCAGGCGAACGCCAUGGUCUCCUCCUCCGCUCCCUCGGUGUACAGUGUGCAGGCUCUUACGCUGCUUGCAGAGAUCUUGGCGCCCCUUCUGGACAUGGUCUACCGUAGCGAUGAGAAGGAAAAAGCUGUUCCCCUCAUCUCACGUCUCCUCUAUUAUGUUUUCCCUUACCUCAAGAACCACAGUGCCUACAACAUGCCCAGCUUUGCAGCCGGAGCUCAGCUGCUCAGUAGCCUCAGUGGGUACGCCUGCACCAAAAGGGCCUGGAAGAAGGAGGUGUUUGAGCUCUUCAUGGACCCGCUCUUCUUCACCAUGGAUGCCUCCUGUGCACACAGUUGGAAAUCAAUUAUUGACCAUCUACUGACUCAUGAGAAGACCAUGUUUAAAGACCUGAUGGGCAUGCAGAGCAGCUCCCUGAAGCUGUUCCCCAGUGCCGACCAGAAGCCCAUGCUGCUGAAACGGCAGGCGUUCGCCAUGUUCAGCGGCGAACUUGACCAGUAUCACCUCUACCUUCCACUUAUUCAAGAGCGCCUCACGGAGACUUUGCGCAUGAACCCGAGCGCUGCUGUCUGCGCCCAGAUGUUCUUGAUGUUCCGUGUCCUCCUGCUGCGGAUCUCAUCCCAGCACCUGACGUCACUUUGGCCCAUAAUGGUCACAGAACUUAUACGGAUAUUUGCACGUUUGGAGAAAUCUCUGCAGCCAGAUAAAGAAGUCUCAAAGUUGGCCAAAGUGGUGCGUGGAGCUCUUGACAGAAACGGACCAGUCAACUUCUCUCAGGCCGAGUUGGACAUGUACCUGUCAGCCUGCAAGUUCCUGGACACUUCCUUGGCUUUUCCUCCGGAGAAGAUGCCACUCUUUCAGAUGUAUCGGUGGGCAUUUGUCCCUGAGGUGGAUGUGAGCCGCUACAGCGGUCCAGAAAAUGCCCUGAUUGAAGGCGAACAGGAAUGCACGCCACAUGUUGUCAGAGUCCUGGAAGGCAUACAGCAGCGCUAUGGGGCACUAAACGAGCUGAGUGGGGAGUCCUCCACCGAGCACUUGGAGUUCCCCCUCCUCUUUCAGGCCUCCCUGUCCUCCAUCACCCAGCUCCUGCCUUUCCUACGCACCCUUUGCUGUUCCUUCCAGGCCCCUCCCGCCUGCAGCCAGCCUGCUGCCCACUUCCCCGUAGCCGACUACCCCGCAGCCAGUUCACACACCGUCCUGCACAGACUCGAGGACAUCAUUGAAAACGAGUUCCUGGACUCCAUGGAAAGUUAAAAGCUGAGCUUCUUCAGCAGCAGACGUGGAAAAAGACCUAAAAUGGGCACAGCCAGUGAUAAUGUUGUGUUGUGAAGUUGUGGUAAAGGAAAGGUUCUGGAAAUGUGAUUUAAAACAAAUAUAUUUUAGCCUUUCUGGUUGCAUCCCUGGAUGCAUUUCUGAACUGCUUUUACUGGGAAAAACUAAGGGACUCUGUGGUUUUUGUAUCCACUGGGCUUUUAAUGUGAAAAAAUAUGAAGGAAUUAAGCUUUGUUUUUGUCCAAAGAAGAGAUAUUGCCACAGCUUAAAGUCACUAAUUUAUUAUGUUUAAUGUCAAUAAAGGCAGCCAGGUAUCCUUGAGUCAGGUUACUUAUGGACUAAUCAAGGCAUGCAACUUAUGAUCAUGAUAGUACAGUCAACAGAUUUUAGUCCAGCAAAUAAAAAAAAGUUACUGUGAAGAACCGUAUUAGGCGCCAAUAGUGUUUUCCUUAACUACUCACCUGCUGUCUGUUUCUUCAGGUAUAACAAUCUGUCUUAAGAAUGUAAAACUCCAGAUCUUAGAAAUGUAUCUUAAUUUAUGCCACAACUUUUCUGGGUAAGCAGAGGAAUGUGCUCCGUGUGCAUUGGGGAAACUCUUUGAAAAUAAUGUCUGUGCCUCAACCUAAUACGUGCUUGCAGUUUUUGGUGAUGAAGGGAAAUCGAUUGAACUUUCCUAGUUUUUAUUCGUGCAUAGUUUUUACAGCUGCCAAUGUCUGUUUUGUUCCUGCACAUCUGAAUGUUCCUGUAAAUUGUUCAUGUUAAAAGGACCACGUCAAGUUUUGAUGCAAUACAAAAAUAAAACAACUCAUUAAAUUAAA
Molecule: messenger RNA, 7961 nt
Organism: Fundulus heteroclitus (mummichog)
Lineage: Eukaryota; Metazoa; Chordata; Actinopteri; Cyprinodontiformes; Fundulidae
Gene: dop1b
Product: DOP1 leucine zipper like protein B
Exons: 38
Coding region: 229-7125 (2298 amino acids)
Biological process (GO): Golgi to endosome transport
Cellular component (GO): endosome; trans-Golgi network
Source: RefSeq, a predicted model, not a curated record